Drosophila obscura is the source of this 1516-nucleotide messenger RNA. It is a transcript of the gene Sps1, whose product is annotated as inactive selenide, water dikinase-like protein. Gene Ontology annotation, cellular component: cytoplasm. NCBI's taxonomy places the organism in Eukaryota, Metazoa, Arthropoda, Insecta, Diptera, Drosophilidae. The record is from RefSeq and is a predicted model, not a curated record. Bases 125 to 1321 code for a protein of 398 amino acids. Gene Ontology annotation, molecular function: ATP binding. The transcript has 2 exons.
AGCCACCGAAGCAACUCUGUUGUGUUCUGUGGAAAAAAGAAAAACGGCGCAAAAUAAAUAAAUUUUUUGCAUCUGUACCAAAAGUUUUCCCCGUAAAUUUAAUAAAGCCACUUUCUAGCACACAAUGAGCUACGCCGCAGACGUCCUGAAUGCUGCCCACCUGGAGCUGCAUGGCGGUGGCGACGCAGAACUGCGCCGCCCCUUUGACCCGACCGCUCACGACUUGGAUGCCUCUUUCCGCCUGACACGUUUCGCCGAUCUGAAGGGACGUGGCUGCAAGGUGCCCCAGGAUGUACUCUCAAAGCUGGUGUCGGCUCUGCAGCAGGACUACUCUGCCCAGGACCAGGAGCCGCAGUUCCUAAACGUGGCUAUUCCCCGAAUCGGCAUCGGCCUAGAUUGCUCUGUGAUUCCUCUUCGACAUGGCGGGCUUUGCCUGGUGCAGACCACCGACUUCUUCUACCCGAUUGUCGACGAUCCAUACAUGAUGGGCAAGAUAGCCUGCGCCAACGUGCUCAGUGAUUUGUACGCGAUGGGCGUGACCGAUUGCGACAACAUGCUGAUGCUGCUGGCUGUGAGCACAAAGAUGACGGAGAAGGAGCGCGACGUGGUUAUCCCUCUGAUCAUGCGUGGCUUCAAGGACUCCGCCCUGGAGGCCGGAACCACGGUUACUGGAGGCCAGAGCGUGGUCAAUCCCUGGUGCACCAUUGGCGGCGUGGCCUCGACCAUCUGCCAGCCGAACGAGUACAUUGUGCCAGACAACGCUGUCGUUGGUGAUGUUUUGGUGUUGACCAAGCCCCUGGGCACCCAGGUGGCCGUCAAUGCUCACCAGUGGAUUGACCAGGCGGAACGCUGGAACCGCAUCAAGCUGGUUGUGUCCGAGGAGGAUGUGCGCAAGGCCUACCACAGGGCCAUGAACUCGAUGUCGCGCCUAAACCGCGUGGCAGCUCGGCUCAUGCACAAGUACAACGCCCACGGUGCCACCGACAUAACCGGCUUCGGUCUCCUGGGUCAUGCCCAGACAUUAGCGGCUCACCAAAAGAAGGACGUCUCCUUCGUUAUUCAUAAUCUUCCAGUGAUCGCCAAGAUGGCGGCCGUGGCCAAGGCCUGCGGCAAUAUGUUCCAGCUGCUGCAGGGCCAUUCGGCCGAGACUUCUGGCGGUCUGCUGAUCUGCUUGCCGCGCGAACAGGCCGCCGCCUACUGCAAGGACAUCGAGAAGCAGGAGGGCUACCAGGCCUGGAUCAUUGGCAUUGUCGAGAAGGGCAACAAGACCGCCCGCAUCAUCGACAAGCCCCGCGUCAUCGAGGUGCCCGCCAAGGAUUAGAUGUUUAUUUUUUAUUAUAUGUACGGUAUCUUAACGUAACUGCCCCUCAGUUGUAGUUGCCACUCACUCUCCGAGUGGCAUCGGGUCUUUGUUUUUAUGGAAAAGCUUACAGAUUUAAUGGACUUCGCAUACCGCAAUACGACUGUAUAAAAUAAAAUACUUGACGAUUGUGUCAAGUAAAUGCAGCAAAGAAAA